This is a messenger RNA of Marasmius oreades (fairy-ring Marasmius), 1688 nucleotides long. RefSeq lists its product as uncharacterized. The transcript has 5 exons. Bases 162 to 1688 code for a protein of 508 amino acids. The record is from RefSeq and is a predicted model, not a curated record. Lineage: Eukaryota; Fungi; Basidiomycota; Agaricomycetes; Agaricales; Marasmiaceae. Gene Ontology annotation, molecular function: FAD binding.
GAAAAGUGUAAGCUUGCAGAUGUAUGGAGUCGAAACGGGAUCAUGCGCCCUUUGAAGCAUAUAAAGAGCAUUGUUCUUGAGCUUGAACGUUGAGGAUCAUCAGUAAUCAAUCCUCGCCACUCGGCGAACUUGCCCUCCUCAUUCACAAUCAUAGUUCCACUAUGUUACUGUCCAUUCUCCUUUUCCUUCCAGCGUCCCUAAUUUCUGCUGGGCUAUGCAGCCAAGUAAUUAUGCGAACAACAACUGCUGCCAUUGGAAAGAGUUGUUGCGAAGCAAUCUAUCGCGAGCAUCCCUCUAUGGUCUUUCAUCCGCCUACGCCGGAGUACCAGUCCCGUCUCAAGGGCUAUUUUAGUUUUCAACAACAAGAGCUGCUCCCCACAUGUCGCGUCAUGCCAGCGUCUGCAUCAGAUGUUUCCUGCGUUCUCCAAAUUGCUACGGCUAAUAACUGCCCAUUCGCCGUAUGUUCUGGUGGACAAAUGUCCUGGAAAGGGGCUUCAAACAUUAAUGGAGGAAUUGUGAUCGACUUGAGGCGAAUGAACCAGGUAGAUAUCUCAAGGGAGGAAGAACGAGUGAAGUUGGGUCCUGGUUCGAUCUGGGGCGAGGUUUAUUCCGCCAUGGCGCCGUUUAAUGUGACUACUUUUGGAGGUCGAGUCGCCCAGGUUGGUGUCGGCGGGUUUCUCCUGGGAGGCGGUAUUAGCUUCCUGUCACCUCAGAAAGGCUUUAGCGCGAAUAACGUGCUCAACUAUGAGGUUGUGCUCUCCAACGGAACCAUUGUCGAGGCAAAUAAAGACAUUCAUACCGAUCUCUACUGGGCAUUGAAGAUGGGCGGCUCAAACUACGGAAUUGUCACCCGAUUUGAUUUGCCUGUUAUCCACCUUUCAACAAUGUGGGGAUCCGUGUCCCAGUACCGCAUCGAUUCGAUUAACGCGUCAGAUGUGUUAUCGAACAUCCGCACACAGGACCCCAGGGACAUCACCCUACUAAAUCUGGGACAUGCCAACGGCGAGAAGUUAGCUUUUGCGUUUCGCGCAUACCUUGGUCCCUCUGCUCGGGAACCCCUCUCAUCCGCCAUUCCCAUCAUGCAUAGGGAAAAAUUGGGAAGCUUUAAUGAUGUUCUGAACGAGGUGUUCGACGGGGAUAAAUUCAUUUCUUCUUCGCGCGUAAGAUGGUACACCUUAACCGUCAAGUUCGAAACAGAUUUCUUUCUCGAUUUAUACGCCAAAAGUAUGGAGAUAUUUUCGGCCUUUAAGGGUCAGCCAGGUGUCCGUUGGGACAUCAAUUUUCAGACGAUUGCUAAAACUUUCAUUGAGGCGUCGUCUGACGGCCCCUCGUUUAAGUCACUGAAGGGAGCAGCAGAAGACCUUGUCUGUAUUCUCAUCCAGACUUGUUGGACAAAUGCUGCAGAUGAUGCCGUGCUGGAAGAGAACACUCAGAAACUUGGAGCUUGGGCUGAAAGCGAGGCUAGCAGACGAGGACUAUUAAACGAGUUCGUAUAUUUGAACUACGCCAACGAAAGGCAGUCUGUAUACGAGCGUUCGGUUGUGGGAGAGGACUUGGUAAGGAUGCAGAAGGUGAAGCAGAUGUAUGAUUCAGAUGGGACCUUUGACAAGUUAUGGAGUGGUGGCUUCAAAUUGCCAAAGACUACCUUCGAGGAACCUGUGGCGGUUCAUGAUAGAACUGAACUUUGA